This is a messenger RNA of Xyrichtys novacula (pearly razorfish), 42183 nucleotides long. NCBI's taxonomy places the organism in Eukaryota, Metazoa, Chordata, Actinopteri, Labriformes, Labridae. The record is from the annotation of a GenBank genome assembly.
AGAUGAGCCGUGAGUCCGUCAAUGUGGUGAGCAGCAGCAGCAGUCUAGUGUAGAGGAGUAGAGAGUGAAGCGGUGUGGAUUCAGAGAGAUUCCUACGUGUUUCUUCAGUCUGUGAAGCUCUGGAUGGCUGGUUAACCACAGCGAAAACACACGGCAGUCAGUCCACAGAUGUGAAGCUCUCUGCUGCGAUAAUACGGAUUUAUUUCUCACUUUUACUGGAGUUAGAGAGAAGAGCGCCGAGAUGAAAUACAAAGUAAGUGAAGCGGCUCAGUUAAAACUCAACUGUUUAAAACCACAUCUCUGGUGUUUUUGUCACUGAAACAAGUUCACAAACUCGCUUUGGGAUUAGAUUAGAGGACGAGUGUGCUUUGACAGUGACACAUGAUAACUUUGGUUUCAUAACAUAGUAACGAUCUUCCGAGCUUUCAAUGAGUGUAUCCGGGGCUGUUUAAAAAAGGGAAACUGUCUGGGUGAGAAAAGUCACUCCUCGCGUGAGAUGUGUCUGUUUUGUGCGUGUGAAGUGCGUUUGUGGGUCUCUUAUUUCCAGCCUGCUGCUGUUUCCAUGUAACCUGUCUGUAUGUGUGUCUUCAGGCUACGUUUACUGCCAUCACAGGGGCGUAGAGAGCUCAAACGCGAGCAGUUUAGGGGCCCAUGGCACCUCGGCCCCCAGUAGUCAAAAUAAAGAAAUUGACUUCAAAAUGAUGAUGUUUAAAUGUUCUUUUACUUGUUGUUCUGGUUUGUAUAAAGAUAGUGAGUACAUGGUGGUAGACAGUGGCUGUGUCUGAAAUGAAUCACUCAAUCCCUAACCCCUAUAUGGGAUUUCACUAUAUAGCUGACUAUGUAGUGAGCUCAACCACCGAAGGUUUCGGACACUACAUGGCAUGACGGGAUGCCCACCACCGGUGAGUGACCAUCGGAUGGUCACUACAUUUUGCAAUGCUCUAUGGGAAAUUUUCAGUCGCCUAUAUUGGGCAUUGGAAUUGAUCACUCAGGUUUCGGACACUCCUUUCUUUUUGCUUUUAGACUUAAUUCUACUCAGAUUAGCUGAUUUGGUGAAUCACUGUGUCAUAUAUUAGUUUUUUUUUUUAUUUAGUCAAGGUUGGAUUUUAAAAUGUCAAAAAUAACAACAACUGAGACAAAAUAUUAAAGGGUACUACAAGAUAUUGAACCUUUAGGUAUUGGAGCUACUGCAAAUGUAUUGUUGUGUUGUUUUUGGCGCCCCCUGUGGCCAUGAAGGCAUGGGUAAUCUAUUUGUCUUGUACAUAUGUGCAUGGGAGAACGAUUGACGUCGCUGAUGAUGUGGUUGGUUUUGUUGGUUAUAUAGUCAUCACUGUUAACAUGUCUGCAUCAUAACCAGAUAAAAAUCUACACAGCUGCUUUUAAAUGGAAAGAGAUGACAAAGCUAACCUGAUGGUUGACAGGAAGGUUAGAUGUUUUUUCUGUUUUCUGAAGAAAGUCUAUUUUGGGUGGCUUCCCAAUUGAGAGAAAUGAUGAAACCAUCAUCACACUGACGCAACAAUCCUGCAACCACACCAUAUUAAAGGGAAGCCCACAACAGCACAAAGAAAUCUGAGGUCGAGGCACUUUCGCUUCAAAAAUUAGAUUCUUAUUCAACUCUGAUGAUAUUUUCCACUUUCAUUGCACAUGAAUCAUGACAGAAAAACUCCCUUCCUGCUCUGGUCAGCAUGUCUCCAAUUAGAUUAUCUCUUUCAUGUGUCAUUGUUAGUCACUGAGGUUCAUUCAUUUGAUUGACAGUCACUUUCUGUUUCAGAUGAAGCACUGAAAGCUUCGCCUUAGCUCUCCUGGAUGCUGACAUGUACUCCCCCCUCUUUCGUGAAUGUUUUUGGGAAACACAGUUUGCUCUGUAAGUCAGACUCACCAUAUAAGGAAACUGUGCUCCCUCAUGCAAAACUGUGCUAAGUGUUUGGAUGAUUCAGGGCUUUGGAGGGCCGUGGCUUCAUCUCCACACAAGCUGUUUUUUUCAGAAGUGUAAAGUAGCCUUUUCUCCAGACUUUUUGGCUCAGACGCUCGACUCGACGCAGAUCGGUGUUUGGGUCUCUGGUGUCACUGUUUAGGAGGGUGUGGUAGUGAUUGGAGGGCGUCCACGUUGUGUGUUUCUGCGUCAUGUUCUUAAACUGACUCAUUGUCCUGUUUAGUACACAGCUGACAGAGUGGAGAAGGAGAGAGUUAAGGCUGGUGAUGAUGUGUUCAGGGGCAUGGCAGUGAUUUUUCAUCUUAGCUAAAAGACUUAUCAGCAUGUCUGUUUGCCUCGGUGACAUACUGUAGAUAUGGAGGACAUAGGAACCAUGCAGGGUGCUCUUUGCUUAUGAUAAACAUCUGAAUUAUGCAACAGCAUCCAAAGAGCACAGGUUGGCAGGCAGAAAGAAGAAAGACGCAAACAUGCUGCAAAAGAGGCCUCAUCGUGCGUCACACUGUGUUUACCAAGUUCCAAGGUAGUCAUAAGUCUGCGAAAGUGUGUCGGAGAUAACUACGUCCCCUAUCAGAUCUGAGCAUCCACUAAUCUCAGCCGCUAUGAAUAAUUCACAGAUACAUCAACUGUGUCUGUCCUCUCAGGGUGCUUAUGUUGCAACAGGAGCUUAAAAAGGUCGCCGCAGAGGUUGGCGCGCCGGCUGUCACAUGUCUUAAAGGUGGGUCUGGCCUCUCUGACAUCAGAGGGUGGUUUCUGAUGGGUGCUCAGGUGUGAAGGGAAAGCUUGUCAUCCAAAGGUCAACUAAUUCAGAGAAAUCCCACCAUGGACCAGCACACUGAGAGAGAUCUCUUACAGUGUCAGCGAAGACAGUGAAGAAAGAAAUACCAGAGGGAGUUUGAGGGAAUAACACAGGUAGCUUAGCUUAGCUUAGAAGUAAACUAGGCUCGCCAUGCAGUGUCUUGAAAUAACAGAUCUAAUCCAGCAUGUCUGAAGCUGAAAUAUCUAUCACAGUUUGAUCCAUUAGAAAAAGGACUUCUGCCCUAUCUGUUAAAGCUCCCGUGAGGAGUUUUUUGAUGUUCACGAAAUACACAAAAAAUAAUAUAAAUGGGUUUUCAUGAUAUAAAUAAGCAAAGAAAAACCAUCAGCAACAAGAUUUACUACUUUUAUUCUGUCAUAUUUAAUGCCUGAAGCAGGUACGAGGGGGUAGGUGUCAGCAAAGUAGGUGUAGAAAUAUCAAUUUUUUUACAAUUACCACACAAAAUAUUCAAAACUAAUGAAAUGUUACCCUGUGAAAAGUCAGUAUGAUGAGAUUUUUUUGUCUGUAGAGGACAAGGAAAGCAAAAGUUUGCUUUUUAUCAUGAAAGGCACUGAAAAUGGCACAAACUGAAAAUUCCUCACAGGAGCUUUAAUAUAAUGCUUUAGUAUCAAACAGUAUCUUCUGACAAAAAGCUCAACUUGCUGACUUUUUGCAGUUAAGUGUAUCAUGUACUUUGAAUUUUUAAUGUUUAAAAUGUAGAAAGCUUUUAUUCUCGCUGCUAGGCCAACACCUACCCCCACCUUCCAUUUUCAGACAUUUGAAAAACUGUAUAAACGUCAUCCACUCCAUCCACUGUCUCUUAUGGUCUUUUUUGCCUUUGUACAUAAUAAAAAUGCAUCCAUACAAAUUUAAGUCUAUUUUGUAUAAGUCAAAAAACACCUUACUGGAGCUUUAAUAUAAACUUACAGCCAUAGCAACCUGGUGGCUUUGACUAAUACAUAAAAAUAAAGAUUAAUGUCACAUUAUAAACUCACUGACAUCUCAAAUGUCGUCAGACUGUUGCAGUCAUAUCGAUUUAAUACGACCGUCUUUGCCAAAUUAGGAUUUUCCUUUUUACAUUCUUGCUCAGUGACUUUCACAACCUUUAACUGAUUCCUUUGGAGCUGACGUAACUGUUUCAGAAAUAGCUUCACUACCACAAAGAAGAGUGAUUAGGUGAACCCGAGUUUUAGCCAAUAUGCGUGUGUGAGUGUGCUCUCCUCAGUGUUUCUCUUUUUUAUGGGUUCAGGUUCCAGGCGCUGGUCCAAAAAGUAAAGAGUGGCUGGAGGAGAGCGGGGCAGACAUUGUUCUGAGAGGGAGGAGGAGGAGGAGGAGGAGGAUCUGUGAUGCUGAAAGAGGCCUGCGGAAAAUGAAAGAAAGAGGAAGUUGUGGGGGGAACUAGAGGGCAAACAGAGUUGGGUGGAUUGGGUGGAGGGUUUUUGGGGGGAUGGGAGCAGGGAGGUCGAGGAGCGCCCCGUGAGAAUGGGAGCAUUCCAGGCGAUUGUGCGUGGGAAGGCUGUUUCGGAAGAUGCACAUGAUUGUUUCAAGGUGCCCCUUUAGAUUGGUAAUGAGCCUGGCGGCAGGGCGCACCGGGAUACUGCAGCUUUUCUUCUCUGGGGUGUGUAGCGGGAGACAUUUGUAUUCUCCUGAAAGAAAACCAGGCGAACAAUCCCCUUUCCCCCUGCUUGUUUAACCUUUCCAAAAGCCUUUGCAGGUUUUAAGCACGCAUUUAAGCUGUAAAAUAGCUUUUCCAAGCAGCUUUUUCUAUUUUCACAAGCUGUCCCAUCGACCGUUUAACCACCACGCCGCCUGUUAAAGAGUCGUGGUAUUUUCAUGCUGUGAUUUCGACUUAUUUCAGCAUCUUUCGGAGGGCAGAAUUACUUGCCUCUGUGCCACAUCUUUGCUCCUGUGCAGGAUUUUCAGUCUUCUCCCCCAGCGAGAAUGAAUAGCCUCCCCCCUCCGCCCUCCCUCAUCCCCCUGCUGCGCCCUCGCACCAUGAGCCAGCCAUUAACAUUUGAAAACGGUCAGCGGGGAGACAGACUUUAUUGUGUGUUCAUUUCAGCCAAAGAGACAAAUAGAGAAAGAGAGAGAGCGAGAAAGAGAGAGAGACUACCCUGCAUCAGCAACAAUGCACAUAAUCAUUUCCAUGUUUGACCUUUGGCGGAAAUAAUUCUCGCCACCCUGUUUCUUCCCCCUGAGGAAUGCCAACUAUUCUGCAGGGUCGUCUCUGAAGAUGUAGCAGGCCUCUGUCAGCUUGAACGAGCCUGAGGAGAGUGUGCCGUCGUGGCAGAUAAGAGGAGGCGCGACAGCUGGGAGCACUAGGGCAGAAAAGCAGCGAAAAACCAGUGGAUACAACCCAGAGCAUGAUGUUUGUUUGGAGGACUGCUGGUGAUAAAAGCUGUAUCUGUGUGUGUAAUGGCUUUUUAAAACAACAACGAAAAAUACAUCUCCAUCCAUCCAGUGACUACUAACAUUGGCAGACUCCCAGAGUACAUGUACUGCUAAAAACAAGGUAAAUUUAGUGAUGGGAAGAUCUUUUCUUUUGACUGGACUGAAUCUUUAGAAUCCGUUCAUUAAAAUGAUUCGUUCAAAAGAUUCGUUCACUGAAUUAGUCAGUGCUUUGGAGCCCCGUCCUGCCGGGUGCAGUACACAAGUGAGUGACAUGCAGUUACUGUAAGACUGGUUUGUGCUCAAGUCCUCUUUUUUCUGUGAAGCUCCAUUUUAAAAGUUAUUAGAGGGUUCAUGUUUUCUAUGAUUGACACCUGAUACAGCCUAUUGGUGUUCAGGGAUUGCGUAGCUCACCCGGGGGAUACGCUGUUUGAGCCGAGUUUCAUCACAGCAACUUUCCCGCCGAAUGCGCACAAUGCUACUGCACAGCGCUGGUUUCAGGAAAUGAAGAAAGAUCACGGAAAAACCGAGAGCUAUUUGGCUUCAAAUCCGUAUACAGGUGGGAGGCGGAAUCAAGUUGUCCAUAGUAUAUAAAGUCUAUGGGUGAAACAUUUCGUUCAUUCGCCAGGUCAUGAAGGAAGAAUCACUCCCCUGCCCUAAAAAAAGUUGUUCUUUUAUAUCGCGGAAAAGUGGAGAGAUUAAAAAUAAAUAAACAUCGCAGCUGUAGCGGGGAUUCUGAUACUUUUAAAGAUAUCAAAUAGUAUAUUGCUUUAAAUUGGCUGAAAUUAAAUCCUUCUUUCAGGAAAGUUUAAAGAUCUGUAUUAAUGUAAAGGCACUAUAAUGCACUGUUUUAUCUUAGCCUAUGUUCAUCCUCACAGUGAACGAACCACUGCUCAGCAGUUAGUGAACGACGCUACACCCCUCCCUCCUCUGCCUGUCUCAAAUCGUUAGGAAGUCGUUCAUUUCGUUCACAGUCUGACCAAUCAGUUCCACUCCCGACCGACAUGACAUGCUCGCAGCUGAGCUCAACUGAACUAAGAAAAGAACAAAUCAGGUCUUGAGGUGAUUCCAUUCAGCAGUUCCGUUCUUUUGAGCGAAACAUUCAAACAUUCAUGAACGACACAACACUAGUAGAAUUAUCCUAUGACCAUUGGUGGAAACCGGAAGUUGUUUGGUGUUUUUCUGGUGGCUUAGAUGCAGAAAAUACUACCAACCAAAACAGGCAAGAGGUUUAAUGUGCUGGACAAAAUAAAUCUGACUUAAAUGAUGGAGCAGCUGAACAAAGACAGGAAGUUUGAAUCAUUGGGGAUAAGCGCGUUGAGUUGAUACGAUGAUGACACGCUGUUUUACAUCAGUAUUGAUGGUUUUAAGAGAGUAAAUCACAGCAUCUUUAAAAGGUAAAUGACAUAAUUAUUAAGAUUUAAAACAAUUCAUAUGAAAAACUGCGACUUUACGUAUUCAAAUGGUUCAAUCAGAGGAUAAUAUAAAGACUAACCAUCCUAAAUGGAUUUGAAAUGAGAGUAAGAUUCGUCCCUUAUCUCCUCUGACCACAGGAAAAAAGAAAAUAGACUCCAUCAGUGUCCUCAGUGGAUGUUUCCAAAGCACUUAAGUAUUAAAAAGGGGUGGAUCCCCCCCUCUAAUAAACAAAAGAUUCCUCUUUUAUCGCUGAUACCCUUCAGGGUAGGAUAGCGGCCGUCAUUGUUUCGCCUUUUUGUAUCAAUGACAUCUUUGCGUAGCGUGAAAUCAGGAGGACACUGAAGUGAAUCUCCAUCUCAUUGGCUAUUCCUAUAUGUAAAAUCAUUCAAUGUGGCCCUGCAGAGAUACCAUGAAACAUAUUUCACAUCUCAGCUAUUCCCCCCCUAGAGGGAUUAGCUCCCGUCUCCGGGGGUUACCACCAUGCACUCAUGUACCCCCAUUUGGCAUCAAUGCCAGGUUUGGAAACAAUCCAUCGCCCGUCUCUGCCAACACUUCUUGGCCGGGGUCCCUCGAAUACCAUCCAUACUGUUGUUUUUGUGUGUUAGUGAUGUUUUUGUGACCCCUUGGGUGUGGUAAAUUGCUCUUUUAGGCAGAAGGUCGGUGUCAGCCGCCAAACAAAGUCUCCGGAGAUGGCAGGGGACUCAAAUCUCUGCUCAGAGACUCUUCAGCAGUCCUCAAAGUGAAGGACAGUCUGUCUCCCCGCUGCUCCAGAAUGAAUUAGCAGAAUAUGAGAGGCAAUGUAGCACAAUAUGUUUUCCCAGCAGCUCUUUUGGCUCACAGAACUCGAUACACAUUUGACAGAGGAUCUCCAGUGUGGUUCUCACCUUUAAUUAUAGGCUGAGGAGGGAGUCUAACAUGUGAGAAGAUAAGACAAGGUCAGUGUUAGCCUGGGUGUCUUUGGGGUCCUUCAGGAGGCAGGAAGUGCUUCAGGCUAAGGAGUGGGAUGGAAACAGAGAAGGGCAUUAUGUCAGGUUACCUUCUAGUUAAUGUGACAGCACAAAACGGAAACAACUGUGAUCGAUGCGGUGAGUAAGGAGGAGCAGGAACAAUCAUUUCACCAAGAACUUCCUUUAAUCACUUCCUUUGUCUUGUUUUGUCUUGUCUGGUUUUAUUCCACAAUCAUUUACCAGCAGCUAUCAGAUAAAGUGAAAAUGAAAGGUAUGCAUCAUUUAUCACCUCAGGUUAUGUCUGGUUUGGAAGACGUGUGGGCUGAUAUUACCAAAUAUGAAACAAUCAAACACGACUAUUGAGUCCAGUUUUUCCCACACAUAGACGAUACCAGAACAGGUAAAAAAAGAGGGUAAGAGUGGCUAUUGAAAAGCACAUUUAAUAUAAUAGAUAAUAGAUAAUUGAUAAUCAGACAGUACAAUACAAUAUUUGGCACAUUUAUCAACAGCAGAGACAAGCCAAUGCCACACUGAUGUAAGUUAGUUAUUUGUGAGCACUUUUCUUAUUUAAAUCCACUCAACAGGAAGCAAUAAAGAAUUUAUCUGGAGCCACAUAACUAUCUUUAUAACAAAUAUUGGCUUAAUUAUGCAAAAUUUUUCCUUUCAGUUGCCUUUUUGUCUCUUAAGACGUGUCUCUUGGUUUAUUAGCCAGUUGCUAACUAUGUCCGAUACUUGGAACUGUCCUCAGAAAGAAAUAUAAUCUUAGCUUGGCACUGAUGGCGACUCUCAAAGUUUGUUUUUAUACUCUAAAAACAAAUGAAUGUUCACGCCUGCUUAAAAAGUUUGUGUAAAUAGGAAAGAUUUGUCGUGUUAUUGAGAAUGAUGAGCUCAAGAGUGACUUUCUCGCAUGUACAGUUCAGCAAAGGUUAUCACAAGUAGAUGUUUGAUUCUCUCUGUAGGGAAAGCUGCUCAAAUCACAUAUUUUAAGAACAUUUUCAUGACUUUAUAUCGUCUGGAUAAAAGCGAUUUUAAAAGUAUUUCAACGCAAUCAGACAUAAACUUAAACAGAAAGCCUUUAGGCCUUAAUAUUUGUUCACUUCCACUUUUGUUUCUGGGGGAACUCCACUAUUUUGACUCCGGUUCAAUCAUGCAUACCUCCUGACUUCACAAAUAUCUUGGCUCGAGGAGACGUUUUUGAACAUCAGCGGUUUGUCACAGCUCGCGCUGAGUGUGGUUAGACGCAACAUGGCGCAUCAUUUCCUGUCAGAGUAGAUGGUUGCCCAGCCUCUCUGUGUUUGGAUGUUUUUCAGGGUGUGGAGAUUUCCUCGCAGAGCUGCACCUCAUGAAUCACAAACAGGAGAGGGAAGGCGGUGGGUGUCAUAUUUACACUGGGGACACAAUAGGCUUUUAUUCAGCACCCAGCAGAACGAACGGAGGAAUUUCAGUCUAUUUUAUAAACAUUUAAACAACAUAAUUAAUCAACUUUUGAGAUGGUUUUUUAAUGAGCAGUUUCGGCUGCGGUUUUAAAACUUUGCUAAAUGGUUUGACAUGUUUACUCGUUUGUGCAUCACUUUCAUGCCACUGAAACUGUGUCAUAAAAUUGAUCCACACAGCUGCCUGCGCAAUAAAUCAAUCAACCAUUGUGUGGUAGUUGCGGGUCAUGUGUUUUUUCGCGUAUAGGCUUUAAAUAAAAGCGUCAGAGUCGUGACAUUUUUUCCACCGGACUCUUUCAGAAGUAGAAGGCGGCAAGUUUCACUGUGCCUGCUGUGUAAUUAUGUUAAUACACGGCCACUGGCUCGCAAAGAGGCUGUAAUCAGAGGGUCAGCCUCCCUGAAAACUGUCCAAAUGAAGAAAUUACCGUGCACUCUAAACCCUGAACCGCUUCCCAUGAGUCCUUCACACGGCCCAUUUAUUUGAACUGGCUCUCACCCGCAGCAGGCCGCACUCCCAGGAACGGCUCGUAAAAGUCAUCAGGUCCUCAUUACCGUCAUUACUAUAAUUAUUUUCUAUAUUUAACCACGUGAAAUGAGGCCAAAUGAGUGUGCUGGUUCGCCCCUUUUUCCGUGAACCACCCCGGGACAUGUGUUGCAGUGGUACAGCCCUCAUUUUCACUCAUCGAGGUACUGCGUUAUGUUCUCACAGCCGGAGCGUACCACCUUUUCCAGGAGAAGGUUGUGUUUGUUUAUGAAAAAUCAGAGCCACUUUGGGGACGCCGUGAUUAAUGUGCGGUGGUGCUUUUGGGAGAAUUUGUGUAUUUGUGAACUUUGUUUUCCCAAAGCCAACUCCAUUAUUACUUAAUUGAUGCAAAUCCCAAAGUAGAGGGGCUGAAACCACCCAGAGAGCUCGUACCGAGAGCUAAGGUGGGACCUUUCAACAGGCAGGCGGUGGAGUUACAUAAGUUUUUAUUUUUGGCCCCGGUCAGCACAGGCUCUACACAUGAAUGAGGGGACGUUUACACUGUUUGUGUUCAGGCGAGACGCUGGUAGGGGGAAAAAAAAGUGUUGUUGACGUAGAGGUGAGUGAGUCAGAGCAGAGAGAGGGGCUCAGACAGCUGGGUCUACAGGCUGGAGAUUGGGUCCCAGGUGCAAAUGUGGACAGCUCAGCUUAGCACGAUUCCUCGCUCACUAAUGACAAAAACACACAAGGCUGUGAAAGGAGCUCUUAUUGCAGAAACCCAAGAGAGCCCACAUGGUAGAUUAAAGUGGGUUUUUUAAGAGUUCAGUGCUUUAUUUUAUCUCAUCAGCUCCGCUCUGUCUCGGUCUGAUCUGUUUUUACAGUUAGACAGCCAAAGAUGAUUAAUUUUACACGGAUAAUUACGAUUAAAAUCUCAUUAUUUUCACUUCAAAACUGUUUUAAGUUAACGUUAAUUAUAUGAUGCAAUUCUUACUAAUGUCUUGCAAAGUCUAAAGGAAGUUACCACCCAUUUAGCAAUCACUGGAAUCUUCUUCUGUUAAGUUUUCUCUCUCCACAGAUCAAUAGUGAUUCACACUCUCCAAAUGAGUACUCUGCUGGUUUUGUGUUGCGGUUUCCUGCUAAUAUUAGUCUGAUUAGCUGCGUCUCUAUACUUUACUCUAAACUAUAAAUACUUUAUGGUCUAACUACAGUAUGUUUGACCAAAAGUUAUUUCUGAUUAAUCAGCUAAGUCACCUUUAAAGCAAAAUGUGCAGCGGUGUCAAUAUUUUCACCAGUAGGAUACCGCAGCAGCUUUACUAUGGGGGGCCAAAAGCAGACAAAAUGGCGGCCUUGUGUAGUUUGCUUUAGGAAGCAGCGGCCUGGUGGCUGUCUUGCUUGAGUCUGGUUCUACCAAAGGUUUCUGCCUGUUAAAAGGAAGUUUUUCCUCCCCACUGUUACUCAUAUUAGAUGAGAUGGGCCAAAUCCCAUCUUAGGUUGGUUCAUCAAACGAUGAGCGUGGUCUAGACCUGCUCUUUUUCUUUGGAAAACAUCUUGGGAUGACGACUGUUGUGAAUUGACGCUUUAUAGAUAAAAUUUGAUUUUAUUUGAUAUAAAUCAUGUAUUUUCGAUCUUGAUUGUAAAGAAGUGAAAGUGUGGAUGCUAACAGUGUCAUGGAUCUGGGUGAGACAAAAAACUUACUUAGAAUGUCCAACAGAAAAAUUCCCAAGACAAAAAAACACAAGAGGGAAAAUCCAAAAUACAGCAAAAGACACAGGGAGGAAAAAAUCACAAGGAGAGACUGGAGACACACAUGCAUACAUGGAGAGGUGUCGACAUACAACACAAAAUCUUGAGACUAAAAUCUGAUGAAAAAUGAUUGAAUACUCCUCCAGAUAAUAACACUUUGUUCACCAAAGUAGCAAGGAAGUUUUCAAUUCCCUUAAAAUUUGCUGCAUUUCACCUUUAAAAAAUGUUUGAGGCAAUUUAUUUACUGUAGCUUCACAUCAGAUCAACACAAAUGACUAAAAUUUACCUGUUUUAAGUUUAAAAGAGCUUUUUAAAACUAAAAACAAAUAAAAGACUUGAACCAAUUAAAAAAAAUUGACUUUUAGGCUCAUAUCAGCCUGAUAAAUACAGAGGAAAACUGUUGAACUUCCUUUUACCUCACUGAGAGAUAAUAUCUUGUCUAUGCACUCGCUUUGUACACUAUUGCCAGUCUGUUAUUUAUUUAGAUUUGAGGUCAAACGCUUCCAGGAAGCAGCCAAACGCCUCAGUGGCUCACAACGGAUCACUUCCUGGAAGCUCAUCUGUAGCAGCAGCAGAAUGGGCCUCGUCUGCCUGUCAGCUGACUGACAAAGUACAAACACGUGUGUUUAGAGUGUUUAAAGGAGGAUCAAUGAUGAGUGCUCGAGUCACUGGGCUGUGGAUGAACUUUGUUUACACCGUGAGAUCAGAGGCUCAGUUUAGUAUUCAGUUUCACCUGCACCGACAAAAACACGACAACAGGAGCUUCACUUCAAAAGCAUGUUAGCAUUCACAGCUAACUUUUAACUUCAACACAAUCCCUCAGAUUUAUAUGGUCACUCAUGUUUAAAUCUCCCCUGUGACUCAAUCUAUAUGGGGCGUGGCGCCAUGCGUGCGAAUGUGGUUUCCUUCUCUGCACGUCCAUCUUCCCUUUAAGUUCAGCAGAAAUAAAACCAAACCACAAUCAGGACAAAUGUGUGAAAGUGUGUCAAAGAGGCCCAGACUCACUGCAGCAGAUUAUGUUUAUGUUUAUUGUUCACACAAACUGGGACUGAUGUCUGACAGCUGGAUGCAGAGAAGUGUGCUCAUAGACGGAUUGGGUGAAGUUACCUUCAGAUGGUGAGAAAUCACGACAAACCAUAAAGGUGUGACUUCGUAACGGUGAUGAUUGUAAGGUUUUAGCUAUUAAUAGUAGUCAGUUUUAUUCCUCAUCUAUUUAAGGACCCAAACAUAGGGCAUAUAUCGGGUAUAAACAGUCAGAUUGCAGCUUUAGUUGUCGUCUACUUCCAUGAUACUUUAAAGCUCUACUACCCGGAUGUAAACAAGCACAGGUGACAUAGUUUGCGUUCUUAUUUCUGGAGGCAUUUGUGUCUAAAUUCUGCUGACUGUCUGAUUUCUGUGUAUGUUAUUGUGUCUCUAAGGUGCUAAAUGUUUCUCUGAAGUGAACAUGCCAUUGUGGUUGAGAGGAAGGAUGCUGGGUCACAGUCUCUCUUAUGCAUCUACCCUUCACCAGCUCGCGUCCUCUGCAGAGCGUGCCGAUGAUAAAGUGGUUUAACGGAACCUUUUUUUCAUGCCUGUAGGCGUGCUCGAAACCACAAUGGUUUCAUGAUGGUGUGGUUGGUGAAUUCUCGAUUUGACAGCUGGUUGCAGAUGUGAAUACUUCACAAUAAGUGGAGACAAAUGAGCCUGUUUUGUGUGCUGCUCUUCGUCUGAGAGGUUAUUUAAUUUCUGUGCUGAGCUUCAAACACUGAGCAGGUAACACCAGCUGGACAACUGGACCUUUCAAACCCGCUCACAUAAACAGGUUAGUGUUCAAGUGGCACGUAGGGAGCUGCCCCCAUUUUUGGAGGAUUUUUUUAUCUGGUUCCUCUGAAAAAUUCUGCUGAUGGAUUGAGAAAAAAUGUACUUUUCAAGUUUUUUAAAAAGCUUUAAUCUUCUCCUUUUCUAUUAACGGUCUUAUUUUCUACUUAGUACAGGAUAUUUAGGUCGUAUUUUUAGUGUUACAUCCUGAAAGGAAGCAUUUUGGGGGACUUUCCAGGCAAAUGUGGCUAAAAUCAACAUGUCAUACUGAAAACAAGACAAGCACGCUCACUUGGAUUUGAGUUUUGCAGUCUUUUCUUUUUUAAAGUAUCAGCUGAUGGUUGCAUGUGACGAUAAUCAGAAAGGUUAUUGUGUAGUUUGCUUUCGGUAGCAACUGGAAAAUUUGGCAUUUUAAACAAACUGUGUUUUACGGAGAUGUAUUUGGUGAAAAAACUGAGGAUAGCCUUUAGAUGUAUUGUGUGUUAAUUAAAUAAAAUUGUUAAUAUUAAAAAAAAAAGAAAUGUCAAGAUCAUAUUUGUUUGAGGAUCCUCUGAGGAGUUUUUGACGUAUAUGGAAUUGACUUUUUAUGAUAUCCAAAAGCAAUAAAGACCAUCAGUGGCAUGAUUUAUGAUUCUUAUUUUGUAAUUAUUAAUGCCAAAAACUGGUGGGAGAGGGUAGAUGUCAGUCGGGGAACAGAAAAAUCAGCUGUAUUUUCAAAAAUUUUCAUAAAAAAUAUUCACAUCUGAGCAAAAAAAAGUUGAGAUUUUUUAUCAAAAGACUAUCUUAGCAUGUAAAGUUAAGCUUUGUCCAGAGGGGGCGCCAAAGUUAACACAAAUUGAAAGUUCCUCACUGGAGCUUUAAGCAAACAUUUCAAAAUCAGACUCCAGAUUAAGAUUAUAAUAACGUCCAUGCAUUAGCUAACACCUAUUUUCUCAGACUAAAUCCUCUCAAACUUUAAUCAGAGUAGUCAUCAUCCAGUUUUCUCACGGUUUCCUCUCCCAGCCCUGAACAAAUUACUGGAAUAAGCAGACAUCCAGGAUCGGCCCCCAUCAGGCGUGUUGACCCUCGAGGGUCACAGCCAAACUCGUCGCAGCUAGCCUAGCUGGUGGCCCUGGCAGGGUUUGAUUGUGAUGGUGUAAUUGUGCGUUGGGUGUUGCUGGCUAACGGCCCUGACAGACAGUGUACUCAGACAAUAGCCAGGGAGCCCAGGCCCUGCAGAGAGAGAUAACGAUGUUACUCGCAGAGAGAGUUUCACAUGGGAACUGGACGUGUCAGAAAGAGGAAGGCCAAUGAGGGUUCAAGAAAGCCUCAAACCAGCAGCAGCCACAUGGUGGGCUUCCUGAUUCCCACACUGAGCUACUGCAGGGUGAGGCGGCGAUGACACAGUCUGAAAGAUAAAGUCCUUUCAGCCGUGCAAUGUUUUUUUUUUCAAAGUUCUCACUGGGGAUCUGCGUCUGCUCGGCUCUUUUCAUUCGACCUUAAAGGAUUCAUUCUAGUUCACUCUCAAAGUCAGACUUGAUGAAGAUUUAACGCCUGGUUCCUCCUUGCUGUUUCAUCUUUAUUCUCGUACAUUCUUCAACCAUUUAUUGCAGAGAAAGAGGAAAUAACAGAGCGCAAACAAAAAAACGUGUUACUUGUUUUAAACUGUGUUUACAAGAACCCAUCUGACCAGGAAGUGGUGCUUCAAAAAUAAAGCAGUGUGGUUGUUUGCAUGAAAAACAGACCAGCUUAGAAAUCUGAACAACAUCCUCCAUCCUCCCUGAAUUCUAACAAUAAGGUGCCCUUGAGCAAUGCAGCUAAUCCCUUAUUGUGUUAGUAGAGCUUAUAGAGUUUACAGUACAGGACUGUUGUUGUGUCGGGGAGCUCCCAUGAGCUGAAGUUCGUUAUCAUUUGAGUAUAAAGCAGCUGAAAAGGAGUAUUCAUGCUCAGUUAACUCCCUCCCUGGGUGAAUAAAGGCAAAAAGGAAAAGAUUGAUGCAUUUACUAAGGCAAUUAGUCUAAAAUGCCUCUCUCAGACUCACAAGUGGCACACUCUGGGGCUUUUCCUAUCGCCAAAAUCUGCAGUUCAGAGUCAUUAUCCCUCAGCCUUUGCAGGCCCUUUAGAUAACUGUGCCCUGGAGCAAGGCGCAAGCUGAGAAAAUCCCAUCAAGUUCAGAUUGGUUUGAAAGACAUCUGGUGUGGAGCCGGGGGCGAAUGCAAUCCCGCAUGCUAAUUCGAAGUGAAGAGAGACGUUCACCAGGACGUCAGGACUUUGACGACUGUCGCUGAAGCUUGUACACAUUAUUUUUUCCUUCUCAAAUGUCUGUGUUUCCCUUUCUGCAGAACCUGAUGGCUAAAGCGUUGUACGACAACGUGCCGGAGUCCCCCGAGGAGCUGGCCUUCCGUAAAGGGGACAUCCUGACCGUAAUAGAGCAGAACACAGGAGGCCUGGAGGGCUGGUGGCUCUGCUCCCUGCACGGCCGCCAGGGCAUCGCCCCUGGCAACCGCUUGAAGCUGCUGAUCGGACCCAUGUUUGAGGCUCAGUCUCCGUCUGCUGGAGCCGCCUCGAACGCCUCCUCCCCUCAGAGCUCAGCCUAUCAGCAGAAGCCUGGAUCAGGGUCCCAGGGGAUCUACCAGGUGCCCCCGACUCUGCAGAGCCCACAGCAACAGAGUCAGCAGGGCAUCUACCAGGUUCCUCCUUCACAAGACGUCUACCAAGUGCCCCCGAGGAGCACGCUAGCGGCUGAAAACACUCCGAGCAAGGUAAGACAGAAAAAGGAAAACCACUACUGACUUUUUUUAUCAUCAUUUCUUAAAAGGGAUAUUUCGGCAUAAAAUAAAUUUAGGGUUAAACACACUGUAACACCGAGAGAUGAAUGUUGUCAACCGCUUGCUUCUCUAGUUAUACCAACUUUAGUAACGACCGCAGGAUAGCAAUACACAGCGGUCUGAGGAGCCAUAAACAAACCUCAACCAAAACACCACUCUAUAGCCACAAAUAAUGCUCAGAACAGCACCUAACUUCAUCACCUACUGUCUUUCAGCAGCCGUUUGUUUGUAGCAAGACCUCAGGCCAGUCCAUUUACGGGGUUACGCAGCUCAAGGAAGAACAUUUAUGAUCAUUUCUUUAUCAUACCUUGAAGUAAGAAUCACCGUAUUAAUCAAUUUGCACCGCAGACCCAGUAGUUCUUCUGCCUUAGCGUCUCGGUAUGAUUGUAUUUCCAUGAAGAAUUGAUCGUAAAUGUUCUUCCUUGAGCUGCGUCACCCCACUGUAGUCCAUAAUGGACUGGGCUUAAGUCACGCUACAAACAAGCGGCUGCUGGAAGAGAGUAGGUGAGUUGUGUUUAGUCUCUUUGUUAAAGAAAUCAGGCAAACUUAAAAAGAUGUUUGAGGUUUGUUUAUGGCUCCUGAGACCGCUGUGUAUUACUAUCAUGUGGUCGUUACUAAAGUUGGUAUAACUACAGAAGCAAGCGGUCGUCAACAUUUAUCUCUCGAGGGGGUCUCUAACUCGAUGUUACGGUGUGUUCGACCCUAAAUUAAUUUUACAUCAGAAUAUCCCUUUAACAAGGCUGGACCUUCUGAUUCCCCUGAUUACUAUCUCUUCAGAUUUAGUAAAUCCUAAUACAAAAAUGAAAACAAUAACUGUACAAUCAUAAAGCUUUAAUUCUGUGUGAGUGUAUUUUCUGGCAUGCGCUCUGCUCAUGGUCACUGUCGUGUUUAAUGUGCGUGAAGCUCUUACUUGCAGUGAUUUAGACAGGUUAGAAACAAUGGUGGAGCGGGUGGUGAAAGCAUACAUUAAUAGAAAGCGUGGGCUGGGCUUAUAGACAGAGAAAAUAAUGGAGAACUGACCCCUGGAGACCGGUCUCUGGGAUCAGGGCGGAUUUAAAACACAACCUCCUCUCUGGUGGGUGUGUCAUUUGCCGUUGAGUGCGGGUAUUAGAUGUGAUAGGACAUGGCAUUUAUGCAUUUACACCGUGACCUGUUCCCCUGCCAACCUGCCACGACUCCCAUUACUGAUAUAACACAGAGAGAGAGGGAGAGGGAGAAGAAAGGCUGAAGAGAUUGUGGGUCUGCGAUGUGAAAUGUGGACAGGGUGUGCCGGGCCUGGCGCUCACCACAGAGCAGGGUAGUGUUUUUGUGCAGGGCUCCCAUUUGGCUUUUCUUGUAUUUUGGCACAGUGUGUGUGUAGCAGAGCCGGUCUGAGCCACAGAAGGGCAGUGAGCAUGGGAAAAACCUGCGGAAAAGCAAACAGCACAGGGCUGUUUUCUGGGGUUUGGUGGAGCCCAGCUGCCUCAAAGUAGGUUUUCUGUAUUUAACUGCUGUAAACAGGGUGGCUGGUAGACCCUGGUCCUUUACAGUGCAGAUAUAAAUACAAUCACCGAGGCAGUGCGUCCAUUAUGUGUAAUGUAUUGUGUUUUUAUUGGCUGGAUGGUGUAUCAUUUGGAACAUAUAUAUCUUAGGCUGCCCUGGAAAAUAUAGUCUGCUGUUGCACAGGGGAACAAACGGUUGCUCUGUGUUCAGGUUUGCUCUGAUUCAUGGGUGACCAUAUGGACGAAUAAUGUUCUUUGUUGUAUUUAUAUUCAGCCGAAAGUCUAAGGAAUAACAUUUUGAAGCGAGUGUUGAAAAAGAGGAGUUUUACGCUGUGAUAUAAAAGUAACCAAAGUAAAGCUGGGCGAUAAACCAAAAAUUUAUAGAUACCAAAAUUUACGACAAUAACUGAUGUCAUUUUGCCCAUAUUGGUAUAUUCGGUGUAGGGCUGGGCGAUAUGGAAAAAAGUUUAGCACAAUAUAUUUUUUCAUAUCAGUUGAUAUCGAUGUAAAAAAUAAAGUGUAAUAGUGCUUAUCAGUGGCAUGUCUUUUGCAAUAUAAUAAGCUACUGUAUCUGUGAGGUCUUUGUGUCUCUUUGACUUGUUGUCAUAAGGCGUUGUGCUACAGAAAGCGGCUAAAUGGUUGGCUGUUUAAGUGUUAAAGUGCUAUGGUUGCGUGUAGCUGCAGCCGGCUACUACACUGUUGUUUGCUACUUGGUUGUAAUUCAGCAUAUGAUUGGUCGGACCUGAAGGAACUCCCCUUUUCAUCGGCUAUUCGUAUAGUCUACCAAAACAUGGCAGAAUGACGACUAUCGAAAAGCAUAUUGACCAUGUUUUAUAUUGAAAUCGAGGGAAAUUACUUUUUGAUAUAUAUCGUUAUCGUUUUAUCGCCCAGCCCUAAUUCGGUGUCAAAUAAAUAAAUAAAUAAAAGUUGGUUUUGGAUGUGUGUGGGUAGGCUAUGGUCUCAUGUCCGUUUAAGGCACUGUCGUACAUCAGAGACGUGACUCCACCCCAUCCAGUCCAUAACAAAGAGAGAAAGACAGGUGAGGAGAUGGAGGACGGUUCAAAAGUUGUAGCGGCUGAAGUAGAUGAAGUUAAUGUGGGAGGGGGUGAGCAGCUUGUGGAGUAGUUAUCAUCCAUUUAUCAUUAUCGAUGUGAACUGCUCAAUAUAUUGUGAUAUUGAUUUGAGGCCAUAUCACCCAGCCCUAAACCAAAGUAAAGAAAAAUAAAACAAUUUUUAGAAAAGGAAAUAUUACUGCUCAGGAUCUUUAGCACCAGUUUGGAUUAAAUUUGGAUAAAAACCUUAAAUAUAGUCUGAGUCUAUGAGGCAGUUUCAGAGAGAAGUCAGAGGGAAUUUUCUCCUUGAAAAGGGAGGAAGAAUUUUCCCGUUUAUUCAUCCGUUAAAGUAGCGCCGGCACCUCAGACAUGAUCAUCCCUCCAGGAGACGGAGAGUAAUUAUAUGCUGGAUGAGCUUUUAAUAUCCUAAGGUGUUUUUUUUUUCUCCCAACAAAUCAGCUCCUGCAAUCAUAGAAAUGAGCGAAGGUGUGCAUUUUUCAAGGUAAAUAGGCAGCAGCAGGCGCCGAGGGCUUAGAGGAUUUCGUGUGAUUCAGUUUGUGAUAAAGUCAGCCGCAGCCGGGGAUCUGCGAGGAGAGAGCUGUCAAUCAACCUGCACGCCGCCGCUCUGCGAAACAACACCUUUAUUUUUCCGCUAACAGGCCUGAAGGAUCUUAAAGGACGUGAUGAUUACACGGAAAAUUAAAUGUACUUCUAUUACAAGUGCUGUUAUCGUGUCAUUGACGAGAUUGGGUUGAAUUCUAGACGUUUAACUGCGGUUUUCAAAAGUGGUGCAAUUUUCAGCAGUUGUUCCUGUCUGCGAAAUAGAAAGCUUUUCACUUCGACGUCCAGCUCAGGAGUCCAGAAAGAGCUCUGUUGUUUUCCAGUGACGUCCGACUGCUGGACAGACUCGCCAUCGGUUUCUGUGGCCGCGUUCAUUUCAAAGCCAAACUGGAGUUCAGACCAGCUUCAGGGAAGUGUUUUCUACUAAAACAGAGGAUGUUUGAGGAGUUAUUCUUGGCAUCCGAGGCUGAAUUCGCCCUUUCUGUUUUUACAUAAAGACUGUUAGAUAACUAAACUGUUUUGGUUUAAUCUUACGGGAGAUUAAAGCGGGGCCCAGACUCCAGGUUUGGAGCCAUUCAUAAACUGUGUUGGUAAAUCCGUAGCAAAGUCAAACUGGACAACCACCAGCUCUCUCUCCUCUUUGAAACUCUAUCAGCGGGAGUGCGCUGCACCGCAGUAUUUUUAGAGAUUAUUUUUGUUGACCUGAAAUCCAAAGCCUUGACCUUUGACUCCCGGUCCUCAUCUUGUUUACUACAGCUCGUCUCUGUGGAGCAGAUAUUGAUGACAGACUGCAGAGCGUUGACUCACGCUGAUGGAGCUGAAAGGACACAGAUAUUUUCUUGUCUUGGAGUGUGAGCGCACAGACAUGCACGCUUCCCUAAAUGAUUAUGGGGACUGAUGCGGCUUCCUCGCCUGAUUAUCCCCUCUCGUAUUACUUUUAAGCCUCCUACAGAGAAAGGUCCUUGCAUGGGCUUCACCAUGCAGAGUUUCAGGGUUCCUCCAGAGUGCGUCUUCCUGUUUGCAUGCCAGCCCGGCAGUGCAAAUCCAGAUUGGCGACUGGUUAUUUUCUCUUCAUGUGGCGUGGCGCUCUGGAAUAAAAAAAGGCACACUGGGGUUUGGCGCUCUCCGCCUCUCUGGAUGUUUGGUUUGAUGCUGAAGCCUUGUCCCUGGGUGACCCUCGAGGGAGGGUGUGCUAAACAGCUGCCCCCAACCCCCUCAAACCCCGGUUCAAGGCCUCCGAGCUGCUUUGAGCUCUCGGCCACACAAAGGGCCUCCUCACAUGGACGCCGAGCGAAGCCUCGCACCGUCUUUUAUCAUUCUGCUCUCAGAGGCUCAUUUCUCAUCUCGGUCUUGGUUCCCUCUUUCUUCUUCUGCUCUGAAAGGUGUGUCUGUUUCACCGCUUCAGUUUCUCUUCAGUACUCACGUUUCCUCUGUGACUCAGGCUCCGGGGUCACGCUGUUUAAAAGAUGAGUUCAGAGUUCAAAGAUCUCUGCCUAGCGUCUUAUCUUCUCAUACCAGACGGCCCUUUCAUUCCUCACUUCCUGUUUUAUAAGGUCUCCUCCAUGUAUGGGCAUUUCCUGCAGUCACUGUGUCAUACCCAUAGAUACAAUCUGCUCAUUGGUGCCAUAAAAAGAGGUAUAGCUGCAACAAAAGGCUUAAUAAACUCCAGACAACUCCAGGAAGUGCUCUGAUAGCUGUUUAUGGGCCUUAAAGGGUGUGCCAUCUACCUUGAUAAAGCCCCUCAUGGGAGAAACCAGGUUGCGUGUAAUGAAUGGCUUGUUUGUUUGCCUCGGUCAUAUUUUCUUUGCCUAAUCAUGCACACAACAAUCUCAGCAGCAGAUAAGUGAGUUAUUUCUUCCUGCAGCAGGCCGGCUCCUUCAGACGCUUGUCCGCUCGCCAUUGUCGCAGUUGUGAUGAAUCGCCGGCCCAUGAGGUUUGACCGAGGGGGCGAGGUCAUAAAUCAAGUCCCACCGAAAGUAAUCUGCGCUGCGGUGCGCAUACUGAGAGGACUUUCUCCCCUUGAAAGUUUAAAACCAAGAAUGUGAUAAAUGAGCUGAAGAGUCGAGGAGGGAACGGCAGGAAAUGCUUUGCUGAAAGUGAACAUUUAAGCAAUAGAGGUGGCAAUUAUAAAAACCAAAGUUGACUUUCAAAUCCUCUUUUUUAUCCAGCCGAGAGAAAAGGAUUUGGUUUCAUGUAGAAGAAGACAAAGAAAACCAGGAUUCGGUCCAAUUUAGAGCCUAAAAAAAGAGAACGUUUGACUUUGCGUUUGUACUCGCUGCAAACUCGGCGGUUGAGGCUGAAAGAUCCCGGCGAUAGUUGGAUGGAUUGUCAUAAAUUUAGGUUGAGGUUCACUUUGGUGACGAGCCGAUAACAUCGCAGAAAACACUCAAGCAGGAUUUAUUAUUUCAAGUACGACAAAGACAAACGAAAAACAUGAAAUCCCUGAUGUCGAGGCUGAGACACAAGUCACCCCCACCCUAAAAGAUUCAGCACUUGUAUUUGUGUAUAAAAACAACCGAGUUUGACUUAUUUCCAGUCAUUAGAGACACUUUGGCGAAGAAACGACUUUUGAGUGGGAGGAUUGAUUUUGAAUUUCAGCACAUUAUUUGCCCUGCGGUGUAAAAGAUGGGCAAAGAACCAAUCACAGCUAAAUCAGGAGCUCCUCACCAGCUGGAUGAAUUUCUGGCAUGUCAGAAAUUUUGAUCAGCUGACUGACUGCACCCUUUUAUACACAACUGACUUUACUUACUUCUUUUCCUGAUUACUGCUCAGUUUUUAUUUACCUACAACUUCCCGCCGUCAUAAAAUCAAUACAUGCUCAGUCUUACAGGAACCUUCCAGCUCCAAUAAACUCAGGGCUUCAAUUUAAGCUCAGCUGCACUUUGUUCUCGAUGCUAAUCUAGUCUGAAAGUAUUUACUAAGACAAAGAUAGUAAAUAGGGAAACAAUGAAAACAUCAGUCUAGUUGUCCGGGGUUUGUGUCGUGUGGACUAGCUGAAUUAGAAGCACAUAAAAAACACUCCACCCGACUCGAAAAAAUCAAAAUUUACAAUGCGCAACUCUGUGACUCCGCCCCCGCAUAGUCGUGUCCUCUUUUUCGGGGAUUUAGAAUAUGGUCACCCUAUCCCUGAUAGUCUUGUUUGCUUUUGGAUAGCAUGAAAAGACACCAACAUGAAUCUCAGUCAUUUCAUAAACUCCUCACAGGCGCUUUAAGACGACCUUGUCAUCAAUCAAGUUAGCAUGUUAGCAUUCAGCUCUAGUACGUCCCAGCCUCACUGAGCUGUUAGCCCGACUUUGGACUCUUUGUCUCGUCUCUUAUUGGUUACGAAAGACAGUCCUCAUUUCAUAUAACCCUCCUCUUUUCCCCGAGGACUGCCUACUAUGAUAUUGUUUUUGCUCAGACAGUAAACAGUGAAUUUCAGAGCGUUAUUUCUCUCCAGAUAAUCACAGCUGCAGAUUACGAGCUCCGCUUUGAUUGGGGAGGCUGACGGAUGAUCCUUAUUAAUGCUAAAAUCAGUGUGUUCUCUUUUAAUGCUCCUCAUUAAGCCCGCUGUCUGUUUGGGUUUAGCCACUUGGACGUGUUAUGGAGAUGGCCGUGAGCCUCUCGGGAAUCAGGAGUUAAUUACCUGCAUUAAUUAGUUUGGCACUUUAAUAGGCUGGUGCCGCUCUGAGUGGCUGAGGGGAAUGUUAUUGAGCAGUUUCGAGCAGCGGAGGAAAUGGCCCAAAACACUGCGAAGGCCGUUUUUGUACUGUGAUUCAGCAAAGCAGAAAGGGCACACCCUACAUUUAGAGGAAGCAGUCAUAUUCAAGUACAGCUUUUACCUAAUAUAUGACCGAUUACAUGGCGUGAAGGCACAGCUGGUGGCGCUGAUUUAAUUUCCCCUUCGCCCUUGCUCUGGUGAAAGAAGAAAAGUAGGUGAGGUCGACUUUUUCAGCACCCAGAUAGGUGAGCGGGAGAACAAGAGAGGAGAUGAGGAGGUGUGGACGAGGACAUGCAUGGGCGACAUUCAAUAGGGUGCCACUCUGGCGACGCUGUCAUCGUCACGUCUUCUAUAAGCGAGUGAAAAAGCCUCAUUAGGGUUGUUGAUUCGUGUCAGCGGGCCAUUAGCGGGGGGAAGUGGUUGCUCUUGAUGAAUGUUAUCGAUGAAAAGGUGUGAGGUGAUGAUUUCCUGUAAAAUCCUCUCACACAGAGAUGAAGCGUGCCGGGGUUGGAUGACGAAGCUGAAAACAUAAUGAUGUAAGAGUCAGGGUCAAGAAAGGUCCUCGGCGUCGGCUCUACAAGUUCCUGAAUUAAUGAAUCGGGACAGAACUGACAUAAAAACGACAGCCAGUGAAUGUUUUAGGUUUGAUUUGCUGCCAAUUAGGGAUGGGAAAGAGUGUUUUCCAUCUAGAACAGAUGGCUGUGAUAUCAGCCGCGUGAGGGCAGAUGCCAAUAUGAUACAGAUCAUGUGAAAAUGUCAUUAAAAGGCCAGAUUGAUUAGCCAACGGAUAAAUAGGUCAGUGUCUCCUCUUUGCUCUCUGACAAAGAAAUGAAAUGAAUGAGAGUGAUUAAAGGCUGACCUUAAUCAAUCAGAACGUUUACAUAACACUCGAGAAAACUGAGUUAUCGCCUUAUUCUAACCAAGACCGGACAACUGAAGUGCAUGUAAACACCGAAGUCCGACUAUAAACGGAGUUAUAAUAAUGCGAUUGGAAUGCGAUUUUCUCAACCAGGUAACCAGCGUAGUUGGAGUAUGAUCAGACAGUGAAUGUUCGCAUGAGCCAUGCCCCGUAACUCCGGAAAUCUCAUCUGCAGAAAAAGUAGCGUGUACAUCAUGUACGACAAAAACAACGCUGUACGAUGCUCCAUCGUCUUCAUGAAAAAGCCCAGCAGCAGUUGUAGACACUUCUGACGUCUGGCACGGACCUGCUGUUGUUGUUGUUGUUGACGGUUGUACGGGGUUGAAAACAGCGCCGUUAUCGUAUCGCCCCCUAGUUUUGGGGAGGAGGGCACAAUCACGUCAAUAAUUUAAUUUUCUCAGCUGCAUGUACAAAGAGAGAAGUCCGAUUUGACAAAAAAAACGAACUACUAGCUUAGUCCGAUUAAUGUGAAAAUCAGCAUUUAACAUCAGAGAGUCAAGCUGCUUUUUGAUAAGUCAUUGGAGAAAGUUAAUUGAUUAGUAAUGCCUGCUGACGGGCACAUACUGCUCUUUACUGAUGCAUCGCACUGUGCCUCUCAGCAGGCAUCACUAAUGGAGCACAGGUCAAUGCAUUGGCGGAAGUUUCAACACAAAAAGUUGCACCAUAACAACUUUUUGCACUUGCAUAAAUGUUCCCUAGUUUAGUUUGAGGUUGCACUGAUUGAAUUAUGGUUGCGAUUUCAAGCCGUCUGUUUAAAGAAUUAUCUUAUUUACAGGUUUUAAAGAAGUGAACAGAAAGAAACUUAAUGUUUAUGAAAAGGUCCCCAAAUUUCAUUCAGUUGAAAAAGAAAGUCGAGUAAUUAUCUCAGUUAUAAUGAAACACCUCCAAAUUUGUGGUUUGAGGCCGAUUUUAAAAUGUUGACCUGGCGUCCAACACUCCCUAGUUAAGAGUCUUGUUUUUCACUUUUCAUGAUCAGAAUUAGGUCAUACAAUAAUCAAAAGCAGUAAAUCUGCCGAACUGUAGAGAAUAUCCUCAAAGGAAAGCAUUUAUCAUCAUUUUACGAGAUCAUCCAGAGAGUAUAAAAAGGUCAUGAGGUAGUUGUUGACGUUAUGACGACACCUCUCAGAUGACUCCAACGUUAAGCUGUAAAGUCCUACCUGCCAAAACCUGAGCCUGCCAGGAUGCAAAGUAAACACAGAGUCGCUGAAAGAGCCGUGACUCACUCAGCAUUACGCACAGGAGCGUUAACAAGGCAUCUAUUUGUCUCCUCGGGGCGCUAGUUUAAACCUGAUCUCUCUUUAGUCACCACGUUUGCUCUGAAGGAAUCCUUACAGCCUCCUAUCACCUGAGCGGGAACCAAUGUUUGCUCGAGCACGCCUCAUGAUGUCAUCGCUCUCUAAAAAGGCAGCCACCUCCGCCGCCGCCGCCGCCUCUACCGCCUUCCAAGAUCCAACCUCAUUGGUAGCGGUAAAUAUUUACCCCUCAGCAAUUACAGCAGCGCCGAGCAGCCUCAGAGCAACAGCCUGCUGGGUAAACAGAGGGUGGAGAUGGGAAAUAAAUGAGCAGUGUGCAUCUGGCAGGAGCUGAGAGGAGCCGCUGACGGGGGAGGAGUGCAGCUCAAAGCGGUGACAUGUACCUGCGGAAAAGGUCACCCAGGUUUUUGACAGACACCCAGCUGCCAUCUGCAUGAGACAGCUGAGUCCAGACUUCCACUCAUCCUCAGCACAGAGGCUCAAAACCGCAAGAGACGGCAGCCGGUGUGUGGAGUGACCUUUACCUAGCAUCACUUUUUUACUACUUAGUGAAAGGCUGGCUGUGUGUCUGCUGGCUCUGGUUACACUCUCUUCCUCUUUUUUAAUUAUAACACACUUAAAUCCUGAAAACAAUAAAUAUAUUAUUGAAGACUGACCUUUGGGGUUUCUUCAUUAUCGUUGAGUGGGUGUGUUGGAGUGCUAGUUUGUUAUUGUUUUUUCUGAGGUCUUGCCUACAUACUUUUGGAUACGGGUCACUAAAAACAAAGUUUAAUAAAAGGGAUAAUGCUGCGUUCCAGUUACCAGUGUUUCAGUUACGAAGUUGGAAAACCAAGAAGGACGCCUAGAUUAGCUGUGGUUAGCUGUUUUUUUUUUUUUACAAUUGUUAGCUUUUUAUUAGCUGUUGUUAGCUGUUUUUUAGCUAUUGUCAGCUGUUUUCUUUACAAUGGUAACUGUUUUUUUCAAUAAGUAGCUGUUUUUUUCAAUUGUUAGUUGUUUGUUAGCCAUUGUUAGCUGUUUUUUACUAUUGUUAGCUGGUUCUUAGACGUUGUUAGCUGUUUUUUUCUGUUGUUAGCUGUUUAUUAGCCGUUUUUAGCUGUUUUUUACAACUGUUAGCUGUUUAUUAGCCGUUGUUAGCUGUUUUUACAAUUAUUAGCUUUUGUUAGCUGUUAUUACAAUUGUUAGCUGUUUGUUAGCCAUUGUUAGCUGUUUUUUUUUUUACAAUUGUUAGCUGUUUAUUAGCUGUUGUUAGCUGUUUUUUUCUGUUGUUAGCUGUUGUCAACUGUUGUCAGUUGUUAUUAGCUACACCAGUUGUAAACAACGCACUCUUACAAACACCAUAGCACCGUGUUCACAGUUAGACGUUGGUUAGUACAACAUAUACCACUUGUUGAAUCCACAAAAACAAAACAGAAAUGCUAAUAAAUAAUACAUUAUGAGAGCUUUCACUGUUACUUUUUACUGUUGAUACACUGCGCUGCCAUCUUGAAUUAUGAUGUUGUCGUCAAGUCUGGGUUGGUGAGGAUCGUCUGACUUUUCGAGUCGGAUAUCCCACUGUAGGGGGGCGUUCCAGAUUCAUUUCAGACUCGGAGCUUGGAAAUUCCGACUUCAGAGUACAACUGGAACGCAGCAUUAAUAACUUUUUUAUUUAUUUUUUAACCAUUCCUGUGUUGCUGUGUGGAUAAAGUGAUAUUGAGAAACCCCUCUGGUGAAGCCGUGGAAACAGCAGUAAAACAGAACAUCUAUAUUUCAGUGUAAAUCUGUGUGCGAUUGUGUCUAUUUAUUCCUUCAGAUUCUGCUCGGAUGUGUUUUCGAGCCUUAGGUGUUCACUUCAGCUCUGACCCCACAGGCCCUGUUGGGAUGAUGUACGCUCGGACAGGAAUGCCAACAAUGAACACCUUAAAUCACCGCGCUCUUGUUCAAAUUGGACUUAUGAAAACCAUAUGGACUACUGUUAGUCAGACUCCAGCUCACAUGAAUGGCAUUCCUUCCCAUACUAGGAGACGUACUCUCAUUUUUCCGUUCCUCUCACUUUCCACCUCUGUUACCCUUUUUCAUAAAUCUCUUUUACAAACCACCUCCCCUCCUCCUCCUUCUCCUCCUCUUCUCCAUCUCCUCUCCUGCUCCAGAAACAUUAAUCCCGUUCUUAGCUGGCUGAGGUUACGGCUCCUGCUGCUCACGCUCCGAUUAAACGUCUCCACAGUACCAGAAAUGUAAUAAGGAUAUUAACUCAGCUAUAGAGCCGCUCAUGAGUGGAUUCUGGGACUAAAGUCUUAUACUUCCCCGGAGACUUCUCCCUCUGCCAGUAAGCCGUGCGUAUGGUUCUUAUUUUGGAGACCCGUUAAUGAACCCUGCUCCUCGUUCCAGUGUGGUGAUGGUGCUACGUGAGGGCAGAGGAGUAGCGCGGGGCUCUGGAGGACAUUCUCGGCAUUCCUCUGUCUGUCUUACGCAGCGAGGAGGUCUGCCGCUCUGCUUUUAGGGACAACACGAGGGGGGAGGGGGCGGAAAGAUUAGGAUAAGGAGGUGUGGAUGAAAUGAUUAGUGCUGAGGAUGGAAAAUGUGGUUGAUAAAUUAGCAGGGGGAAAAACGGCCGAGGCGAAAGGGAAACCAGCUGAAUGGUUUUAGUUAUUUAAGCUAUAAUCACACUUCUUUGUGGCUUUUGGACAUUGGAGCGUGAAAAAAUACUUAAUAAGUGUAUGAAAUCCUUUGGAGCUACAUGGUUUUGUCCGUAUCGGGGUUAUUUAUCAACACCAGAGUCCAAAUGGUUCAUUUCCUGGGUUUUUAUUUGAUACCGAUGUCCAACAAAACUGCAAGAAAUCACUUAAACUAUAAGAAAUAUAUAAAGUAUAUAUCUCUCGACAAAAUAGGAAUUUCGAGUCUUUAAGAACAGACUUAUAUAAAAUUUAGUGCACUCGGGUCAUUUUAUACCAUUGAAUCAACAAAACAGGCUGAUUUUAAGAGUUUAAAUCAUAUUCAACAGCUCAUACUGGUAUAAUCCUUUUGUUACAGCUCUUUUUGUUGUGUUUUUCACUUAACCGGGUGUUACAGCUGACAGGAAAUACUUCCUGGUUCUUUUCCACAUCAGCAGAUUUCUGUUUAUCCCCUUUGCCCCCUGUUUACAAUUACACUAAAACAAGGAGGAUGUCGAUCUGUCUCUCGUGCAGGACAAAUCACAUCCAACUGUAAUCACUUAUUGUCCCGGGUCACUCAAGGAUGUGGAUUAAAAACACGCGACACCAAUGGAGGGCAUGCUUUUUGUGCAGCUGGGUGGUGAGGGAGAUUGUGUUUGUGAGUGACUGAGCGGUGACUUUUCUUGACAGCAGCUCUGAUUGUUUGUCUUUCUCUCCCUCCUCCUCCUCCUCCUCUUGGCUGUGAUCAAACAGGUGGUGACCCCGACCAGAGUGGGACAGACUUAUACCUACAGUCCUGGACAGCACAACCAGCAGGACCUCUAUGAUGUCCCACCCAGCAGAUCACAGGGGGUAGGUGUCUCAUGUUCUCAGGGCAAAUACAUCUGCGUGAAUCUGUCCACUUUAAAACCUUAUAAUAAAGUUUUAUUCACAUCUAAGUGUAUAAGAAAUAACUUUGCUUUAAUUCACAGAGGAUAGAAUAAAAAUGAAACAUUGAAACUCAAAUGUCAGUGGAGUUUAGAGUGAACAGAGAGGUUUUUAUUUGUCAGGGUGAGAAAGCUGCUUGUUUGAUCUUUAGUUAGUUCUGUUUUUUUUUUUACACCACACAUCCUGUUCUGUGCUGCAGUGACCUUAUUUUCUCAGAAAGGAUCUUUCACAGUUAGAGUUUCGUCCUGUCAUCUCGCCUCGGGCUGAUAAACCCGCUGAACAGACCUAGUUACUGUACGAAGAAGACUGCGCUAUCUCGGGGAAUAACGUUUAAGGUUUAGAGUUUAAAAAGUGGAAAAAAAAGAUCUACAGUGUUCCCAGUGUGUGUGUCCUCCACUGGUGUAUGACUGUGAGUGUUGUGUGGUGGUGGUCGGAGAGGCCGUAGGCGCAGAAUGGCAGCCACGUCUCCACCACCACCAAAGUGUGACUGUGUGAGCGAAUGAAUGAUGUAUCCAAUGUAAAGCGCUUUGAGGGUCUCUGAUAAAGCGCUAUAUGAAAUCUGAUGCAUUAUUAUUAUUAUUAUAUUCUAUAUGUUGUUUAGUCAUGUAUCAGCUGUAUCCCAAAACAUUUCAACAUUCAUUCAAAGGAUAUGAUGUGUCAUUGUUUUUAAAACCCUUUUAUCUGAAUUUAAAGCUCCUGUGAGGAACUUUUUGUUCAUGUCAAAUUUGGCGCCCCCUGUGGCCAAAACAGUCAUAACUUCAUGAAAGAAUCUCACUCUGCUGAUUUUUUACACUCAAAUAAGUCAUUUAUCGGUAACGUUUUGAGCUCCUCGAGUCACAUCUAUCCCCUUGGGCUAGUUUCAGGCAUUAAAAAUUAGGAUACUGAUCAUCAAUCAUAAGGGGUGAGAGAAAAAAUUGAUUCACAUAAGUAUCGCGAUUUUUUGUUUUUCAAUUUUCAAAUCGAUUUUUAUAUUCAAAAAUCUUUUUUUCUUCUUUUUCUCUUUCAAGUUUAAGAAUAAAACUUAAAAACUGACUUACAUGUGUUGUGUAUUUUCAGGGAAAUAUGGUUCCUGGAAUAGUCGGUAGACAAUCAGAAUCAUUCGACUGUUUCACUGGUGUUAAAAAUGCAGCCUAAAGAUUGCUGCGAACAACCCUAACAAAAUAAAAAACAAUUAUACACUUUAUUUCAUCACUUUACAAAAGGUGAAAAAUUAAGCAUUAAAACAAUAAAAACCCAUUUUUAUUAAUCGUCUUGUGUUGCCUCCUACUUUCAGGUCUACGAUAUUCCUCCCGGUCAGAUGUUUCCUGCUGCCAGAAACCAGGGCGUCUACGAUGUCCCCCCUCCUCAAAUGGACCCGAGGACACAGGGCGUCUACGACAUACCUCCAUCUUCACAAGGGGUAAGAGACCAUGCCCACACUGAGCUGGUUCUCCUCCAUGAUGACAGGAAACAUCGCUCAGACACUCUAUUUGUUUCGAAUAAAAAAGAGAGACCGAAGGAAGCGGAGGCAGAAAGUAUUAUUUUAUGUUUAUUGAUACAGUUCCUUGGAUUUCUCUUAAUUGUCUGCAAUAAAUGAAUAAAACGUCAAAUGCCGUAUUUAUGACAUUCUUGCGGGCGCUCUUAAUGAAAGCUUCGCCUGCCAGGAGAGUUUAACCAAAACUCCCAGAGUAUGGUUCAGUGUCAGGGACAUAACUCUUCUCCUUCCAGACCCUCUAAGAUUUCACCAGACUGCCAGACCCGACCGGGCCCAGCGCCACCAGUUUGUUUGUAAUAACCUGAAAUAUGCCGGGACCUGUUAUUUGCGUCAUUCCUAAUUACAGUUUUGGGGUAGGCCUGUCUAGCUGUAAAGAGUGCAUUUCAAGGCUGAUGGAAAUCACUUACAGGCCACCGUUUUAUUCAGCCCACUGCGCUCCCAUCAUGCUCUCUGCUCUGUGUCGAGUUAGUGGGAGGUCAGAGCUUGGACGGGCUCUUGACUUUGCAUCAGAGGAAGGAAUCAGAGUCUGAAAGUUUGAGGUUUUAAAUAUAGUAUCGACACAAGCCAGAGGGUCUUUCACUUCCUAAAUGUCUAACUGCUGCAAUUCAGAGCUGUUUAUCCGAUGAAAACCCGCAAUAAAGUCGACUUUUUCCAGUAAGCUGAUUUCUUAAAUGUCAGAUAAACAAGAGCGAUGUUUCCCUGAGGGAACAAUUGAUCUUUUGCAAAUUUCUGGACAACUAUUGGCGAUCAAAACAGCUCUAAUUUCAACUGGAUGGAUCUACCCCCAAUUCCACUUAAAAAUCACAUGACAUUUUUCUUGUUGUCUACAUGUUCAUAUGGCAUUUUUUCUGACGCAACAGAGCAUAUUAUGAGAAAACUAAGUGCAAAAUUGCAUUCCUGAGUAUUUCUGUAUUCAAAUCGGACACAGAGAGAUUUCCUAUGUCACAACUCCAACCUCCGCCCAUAAAGCCCCACUAUGUAGGCCAGACUUGGAAAAAUAGAAAUUGGAACAAGCGUGUGCGUUAACGGAUUGAGCUUGAAUAGCUGCUAUGUUACCUGCCACUUCUACUACACCAGCAAUGUUAGGCUGCAAACUAGCGUGAAGACGAUUGAGCAGUCCGCCCACGACUCAGAGGUGAAUUGUUAAUGAUCCACUGGAGCUCUGCAGAAGCAAAGCCCUUAAAAAUGACACGGGUAAUGCGGUUUGGGCAAAAAACGUCAAUAUCACCACUGAGAACACUUUAAGUAGUAAAAAGAAACGAUCGGAUGGGACUUAAAUUCAUUUUAAAUGUGCUUUAAAUACAAAUUUGGACUUGAUUAAAAUAGUUUGAAACAUUUUCCUGCUGAGGCUCAGGUUGAUCUAAAAUCUGUCUGAGCAGCGGCUUAGAUUUUUGAGGAGGAGGGACAUUUAACCGGCUGUCUAAUUGAGAUUCUUAAACUGACUAUCAGCGAAAAAGAAAUGACAGAGUGAUGUGUCCCUGUAUUUAAGAUCAAAUCCAAUUGAAGUGGCCUGUAAACGUCUAACAGUUUAACUGCUGAGCUGAAGCUCCUCUCUGUCUGUUAAACUUAAGAGGCUGUGGUUUUCUUAAACGAGGUUUGGACAGAAAUCUGAUUACUGCCGCAUGUAUACAUGUGUUUACAGUAACCACACUGUAUAUAACAAGUGCCCUCGGGUCACCUGCAUCACCUGCUGUCCCUGAUUAGACUGGUAACUUUAUGUUCCUGAUUUAGGAGGAAUGAUGGUCUGUUAGUGUUUGAGAAGAGCUUCAAUGAGGAACACACUGUCUGAUGAAAAACAACUGCAGUGGAGAGUUUUAUGCCACGUUGAAGUGCUGCAAGCAACAGGAACAGGCUGGUUUACUGGUGUGUUUGGAGAGAAAGGAGUUCAGAUCAGUCAAAACAUUUCAAGACUUUUAUGCAGGAGUUAUAUUUGGUGGUACAGCUGUUCUGAGAGCUCCUGACCCUGCAGCCUUCCCUCUGUUUCACAGGCAUACUGUGACGGCCUCCUGCCUGUGAUGGCCUCCGGCCUCCAGGGUUUGCUGUUGUUCUUUGUCUUUUCUCUCUCCCUGGCAGGUUGGUGAGUGGGCUUGGCCACACCUGCGUGGAUCUGGCCAUUCCACCAGGUGUUAAAAGCCCUCAUCAAGGAUUAGUGUCUCUCUCUCCCUCCUCCGCUGCGCACCACGGCAGUGAUCCUCGUGGCACAAUGUUUUGUUUUAGUUUAGAAGCUUUGUUAGUUUAGUUCUUUUCUUGGGUAUUCAAUUAUUUACUUAAUCUUUGUUGUUAAUAAAUCUUCCGUUUUAAGUUUAAACCCGUACGCCUCGCAAUCUUUUUCAUGGCCUUUGAGCCGGGUCAUGACAAAAUGGGGGCUCGUCCGUUUGUUGCGUUUUUUGACCUCGGUAGGUGUUGAUUCACUCGAUUUGUGAAUGAACUUAGUAAGUUGUGAAUUAGUGACGUCACCGCUCUUACUACUCGGAGGUUUCGGAACCCAGAGGUUGUGCUUUGUGAAACAGGUUUGGCACUUUUACGUGGGGUGAUACGGGGUUUAAAAAAUUGUUUCACGAUUAAAAUAAUAAUAAUAAUUUUGUUUAUUUGCCGUAGCUGCUAUGUUGGUAUUUUGUCGGUUUUGUUUUUGUUUGUAUGUUUUGAGCACCCUGAUGAGUUUAGCCGUCGGACAAGCAGGACUUGUCACUUUUUUGUUUUAGUUUGUUGUUUUUGCUGGCAAAUCCUGAGGAGGGAGCGCGCAAGGCUCGGGAUAUCACGCUCUACCGAGCCAUGGUCGGGGGUGUUAUUUUGGGUCUGGUGACGUUUCGAGCUCGGCACGCCAGUGAAGACUAGGAUGAGGUCCUAGUAAGAUAUGGGGUAGGUAGUUAGGGGUUCGGGGUGUCUCAACCUUUUUUGUUUCAUAAGCAGCUCGGUAGGUAUUUCUGUGGUGUUGGAUAACACCUGAUGUGCGCGAGGUAGUUGAGUAAGUAAAUUUCUUUUGAUUUGAAACCGCGAGUGAUUGAAAUGUCGGAUAUUUCUGACUUCGUUGCGGCUCCUUCGAGCGAGUUAUUAAAUAAAUGCACCAAGGAACAGCUGCUUAAGAUUGCAGAUCAUUUUGAAAUCGAAAUAUCCGACAGGCGGUUAAAGGACACAAUUAAAAGUAUUUUAAAAGCAAAUUUGGAUGAGAUGGGUGUUAUGGCGACCGAUCCUCCCGGUGCAGUUGAUUCUCCAUCUGUUACAGCGAAGAAUUUCACCUUUGAGCAGCAAAAAGAAAUGAUGAUGUUGCAAUUAGAGCGUGAUAAAUUAAAACAAGUGGAAACGGAUACGCAGUUGGCAAUUGAGAGGUUGCGAUUUCAAACUGAGCAGACAAAACUCCAACUACAGCAGAAUCAGAUGGAUUUAAUUAAAAGCGGUAGGUUAGUCGGAGAUGGUUCUGCGGGUUUGGAUGCCUCCUCGUGUUCUCCUGAUGGUUUUGAUGUUUUGGGAAAUUUGAGACUGUUGCCAAAAUUUAAUGAGAGAGAACCGGAGACAUUUUUUUCGUUAUUUGAGCGCGUUGCCGAGUCCAGAAAGUGGCCGGAAUCUGUUUUUACGUUAAUGUUGCAGUGCGCGCUGACCGGCAGAGCACAAGAAGCUUAUUCAGCCCUGUCCGCGUCAGACAGCCAAAGUUACCAAUUAGUAAAAUCUGCUGUAUUAAAAGUUUAUGAGCUUGUCCCUGAAGCCUAUCGCCAACGUUUUCGUUCAUGGAAAAAGAAUGAUAAACAAACAUACUUAGAGUUUGCUCGUGAUUUAAUUUGUCACUUUACUCGAUGGUGUUCCGCGUUAAAAAUCGAGAGCUUUGAGGAAUUAUGCGACCUGGUAAUUUUGGAGCAAUUUAAAAGUUCUCUUCCAGAGAAUAUUGCGCAGCACAUUAAUGAUCAUGAAGUCGAAAAUGUAAAUAAAGCCGCUAGGCUCGCUGAUGAGUAUGUGUUAGCGCACAGACGCUCUUUUGGAGAGAUGCGCGCUCACAGGUCCAGUUUGAGUGAGCGCACGGAUGCCGGUGCGGGGAAUUACAAUCUUCCUGUAGGGAAGUUAGACUUUAAAGGCCAUGAGGCAAACAAGUCGGAUAAAAUAUGUAACUACUGUCACAAAAGAGGACAUUUUAAAGUGGACUGUUUUGCACUACAAUCUAAAAACAAACAGAGUGGAGCUGCGGGGCAGCCUAAAGCGGCAUGUCUCGCUGUUUCGAAGCCAAGAAUACUUACGGGGCAGUUGGGAAUCUGUGACAAGGGUAAAGCUGUACCUGGAGAGCUCGAAUCAUUCUUGCCUUUUGUCUCAAAUGGUCAUGUCUCUUUGGUGGGAAGUGAUGAAAAAGUUCCUGUCAAAAUAUUGCGUGAUACAGCUGCCUUUGAUUCGUUCAUUCAGGCUUCUGUGUUGCCAUUCUCUGAAAAAAGUCACACUGGGAGUUUUAUUCCGGUGGUGGGAAUGGGAAUGACUGUAAUGAAAGUUCCACUGCACAAGAUGUUGCUUUAUUCCGAUCUCUUUCAGGGGCAGAUAACGGUCGGUGUGCGACCUGCACUUCCAAUUGAGGGCAUCACCCUGAUUUUGGGUAACUGUGUAGCAGGUGGACGUGUCUGGGCUGAUGCUCCAGCUCCGCCGCCACCAGUAGUAUCUGUUGUUCCGCUGGUGAAAAGACAACCAGAUGAGAAUCAGAGCAGUCUUCCUGAAGUUUUUACAGCGUGUGCAGUCACUCGUUCAAUGACACGUGACACUCCCGAGUUAAGCUCGGAGGCUGCAAAGAGUAGAGGUGAGAAAUCGAAGUUUGUGCCGUUUUCUCUGUCUGAUGUCCCUCUCUCGGUCUCGCAGGAGGAGUUGAAGUUGGAGCAGCGGGCAGAUUCUUCUUUGAAAGGGUUGUUUGACAUGGUGUUGCCUGAAGACGAGGUAGAAAAUAAUUCCUGGGGUUAUUUUUUACACAAUGAACUGUUGGUCCGGAAAUGGAUGCCUCAUGGGAAAGAUUUCGUUGGAGAUCCCGUUAUUCAAGUCGUUGUGCCUGAUAAAUUCCGGGAGUCGGUGUUAAAACUUGCUCAUGACCAAUCGGGACACUGGGGAGUGGGAAAAACAUACGACCGGGUCCUGAGGCAGUUCUUUUGGCCGCGACUUAAGACAGAUGUAGCGUCUUAUAUUAAAACAUGUCACACCUGUCAACUCACGGGAAAACCGAAUCAGAAAAUUACACCUGCUCCUCUGCUCCCGAUUCCUGCAGUAAGUCAGCCGUUUGAUCACCUCAUCGUUGAUUGUGUCGGGCCACUCCCUCGCUCUCGUUCUGGUGCGGUAUAUUUGUUGACUGUCAUGUGCCAAAGCACCCGUUACCCUGCAGCGUAUCCAUUGCGCACGAUCACUGCGCGUUCAGUAGUGCGCGCGCUGUCACAAUUCAUUUCCAUUUUCGGCAUUCCAAAAGUGAUCCAGUCUGAUCAAGGGUCAAAUUUUACCUCCAAUCUCUUUGCUCAAGUGUUGAAACAGCUCCAUAUUAAGCACAACAAAGCCUCUGCUUAUCAUCCUCAGAGUCAGGGAGCUUUGGAGCGUUUCCAUCAAUCAUUAAAAUCAUUGCUGCGCUCUUAUUGCGUUCAGUUUGAUAGAGAUUGGGAGGAAGGAUUACCAUGGUUAAUGCUGGCGGCCAGAGAGGUAACGCAGGAGAGCACUGGUUUCAGUCCCAAUGAGUUAGUGUUUGGUCACGUUGUGCGUGGUCCACUGAAGGUUCUUUACGAUGAGUGGAAGGUUGCAGAUGCACCGAAAAAUCUUAUCGACUAUGUAAAUGGGUUCCGUCAUAGACUGUAUGCUGCUGGUGAAUUGGCAAAGGAAAACUUAACCGCAGCUCAGGACAAGAUGAAAAGGCUCUAUGACCGGCGUGUUGAACAUCGUGUUUUUAGUAUGGGAGACCAAGUUUUAGCUUUGUUGCCGCUGGUGAAUUCGCCACUUCAGGCUAAGUAUUCGGGGCCUUAUAAAGUGACGAAAAAAGUAUCGGAAAACAAUUACCUUAUUUCGACACCUGAGCGAAGGCGAAAAGUCCAACUGUGCCAUUUGAAUUUGUUAAAACCAUAUUAUGCUCGUGUUUCAGGUGCUUCCCAAGAGCCUGUCCCAGCUGGUGCGCAUCCCGCUUGUUUGGUGGGGAGAGUGUCCACUGUUUAUCCCCCACAGUCGGUGUCCGCUGAGGUGGAGGAUGGUUUGCCGUGUGUUGAUACCGCUGUCCUUCAAGGCCGCCUAAACAACUCGGAGUCCCUGAGGAAUUUACACGUCCUCUUGGGGCAUUUAGCAGAGUCAGAACAGGCAGAUUUGUGUCGGGUAAUAAAAUCUUUCCCGGGCUUGUUCAGUGACGCACCCACACAGACGCACUUGAUUGAGCACGACAUCGAUGUUGGAGAUGCGCAGCCAAUCAGGCAAAGAUUCUAUAGGGUGAACCCCGAAAAACGUAAAUACAUGGAUGCUGAAAUAAAAUAUAUGAUUGAAAACGGAAUAGCUGAACCCUCCUCUUCAAGUUGGGCGUCGCCUUGCCUUUUGGUUCCAAAAUCAGAUAACACGCCCAGGUUUUGUUCUGAUUUUAGAAAAUUAAACGCUGUUACAAAGCCGGAUUCCUUCCCUCUUCCCCGUAUGGAGGACUGUGUCGAUCAGGUGGGCCAUGCCAAAUAUGUGAGCAAGUUUGACCUUUUAAAAGGUUAUUGGCAAGUCCCUUUGUCCAAGCGUGCGCGUGAGUUAUCGGCAUUUAUCACUCCGACUGGUUUGUUUUCAUAUAAGGUAAUGCCUUUUGGGCUUCGUAAUGCCCCUUCAACCUUCCAAAGGCUUAUGAUUAGAGUCUUAGGAGAUUUGGAGGGCUGCACAGUCUACCUGGAUGAUGUUGUGGUUGUUUCUGACACGUGGUCUUCGCAUGUUGAGCGAAUUGAGAAGUUAUUUAGUCGUUUGGCUGAGGCACGUCUCACCGUCAACCUCGCCAAAUGCGAGUUCGCCAAAGCGACAGUGACUUAUCUUGGUAGGGUUGUGGGGUAGGGUACGGUACGUCCUGUUGAAGAAAAAAUAAAAGCAGUGGCAAGUUAUCCGGUACCCUCGACUAAAAAAGAGCUUAUGCGUUUUUUAGGUCUUGUAGGUUAUUACCGAUGUUUCUGCAGAAACUUCUCGGAGGUAGUUGCUCCAUUAACCGACUUGUUAAAGGCAAGCGCGGUCUUUGUGUGGUCUCCCGUGUGUCAACUGGUGUUUGACAGGGUAAAAUCAGUAUUGUGUAACACGCCUAUCCUUUCUGCCCCCAGGUUUGACCGUCCGUUUGCGCUUCAGGUUGACGCGAGUCACGUGGGGGUGGGGGCGGUGUUAUUACAGAAGGAUGAUUUUCGGAUUGAGAAGCCAGUGAGUUUCUUCUCAAAAAAGUUUAAUUCCUACCAACUCAAUUACUCGACCAUUGAAAAGGAAGCCUUGGCCUUAGUGUGGGCUCUGAAACAUUAUGAUGUGUAUCUGGGGUCCGGGUUGGUGCCUAUCGUGGUUUAUACUGAUCAUAAUCCGCUUGUUUUUUUAAAUACGUUACAGUGUCCAAAUCAAAGAUUAGUCCGGUGGUCACUUUAUCUCCAGUCGCACUGGCUGGACAUUAGACACAUCAAGGGCUCUGACAAUGUGGUGGCAGACGCCUUGUCCAGAGCACCUGUGUAGUGUUGUAGCCGUGUGAGUUACCCAUGUUUUUUGUUUUUUUGUACUCUUUCUGCAACUUGUUUCCCUCGUUUCCCCCCUCUUAAAUUGCUCCUAGGUACCAGGUUGCUGAGGUGGGAGGGGUGUCAUGCAGGUCAGGAUGGGGAUAUAAAUAAUGAGCAUUGGGUAAGUUUUCUUGAAGAGAGUAAAAUGAUAUUGUGAGCCUGGGUAAGUUUUGUAAAGUAAUGGUUAAGUACAUAGUAUUGAUAAUAAUGAUUAAAAAAAAAAAAAGUUAAAUGUUUUUCUCUUGUUUUGCAAUCAACUAGUAAGUUACAAGUGAACCUUGUUUUCAGAGGGAUUGUUUAUGGUUCCGGGGAUGGGAGCCCCGUUUUUAUGGAGGGGGGUGUGACGGCCUCCUGCCUGUGAUGGCCUCCGGCCUCCAGGGUUUGCUGUUGUUCUUUGUCUUUUCUCUCUCCCUGGCAGGUUGGUGAGUGGGCUUGGCCACACCUGCGUGGAUCUGGCCAUUCCACCAGGUGUUAAAAGCCCUCAUCAAGGAUUAGUGUCUCUCUCUCCCUCCUCCGCUGCGCACCACGGCAGUGAUCCUCGUGGCACAAUGUUUUGUUUUAGUUUAGAAGCUUUGUUAGUUUAGUUCUUUUCUUGGGUAUUCAAUUAUUUACUUAAUCUUUGUUGUUAAUAAAUCUUCCGUUUUAAGUUUAAACCCGUACGCCUCGCAAUCUUUUUCAUGGCCUUUGAGCCGGGUCAUGACACAUACAUAGAAAAUAAGGCAGGCAGAGCAGCAGCAAAAACACAGGAAAAACUGAGCAGACACCAGUGACGAUACAUAUGACAUGGCGUGCAAAUAAUGCUGCGUUCGAGUUACCUCGGACGUCGGAUGUCGGAGCUAGGAAUGACGUUACACCCGAGUUGACAGCGUUCCAGUUAACAAGUCCAAAAACCAAGUUGAACGCCUACUGUUAGCCGUUGUCAGCUGUCGUUGGCCGUUGUCAGUUGUUGUUAGUCGUUGUCAGUUGUAUAUAUACCACUUAUUUAAUUUCACAAAAACAAAACAGAAGUGCCAAUAAAUAAUACAUUACGAGAGCUUUUACUAUUACUCUUUACUGUUGAUGCACUGCGCUGCCAUCUUGGAUUAUGAUGUCGUCAAGUCGAGGUUGGCGGGAAUCUGACAUUCCUAGUCAGAGAUCCUACUUAAGGGGUGCGAUCCAGUUGAAUUUCCGACUCGGAGCUCAGAAAUUCUACUGAACGCAGCAUUAAUUCUGGUCCUGGUUGAAUUUACAGGAAUCUCCCGUGCUCCAGAUAUUAUUGACAAGUCUGUGAUAAGGGUCAAAAAUGUGCAUCAUGGCACUAUUUUCCUAAACCUCCCUUUUCUUAUCUGCAGGUCUACUCGGUGCCUCCCUGCAGGACCAACCCCGUCCUCCAGGAAGGGAACUAUGACUUCCCUCAGCCUCUCAAACACGCACAAGAAGGCAUCUACGAUGUGCCGCCGCCCGCCCUUACCAAGCCCACCCAGAGCCCCCAGUCCCACUAUGAUUUCCCCCCUAAUGUGGAGCCUUCUGCCCAUCACCAACACCCCAGCACCAACGGCAACGAAGGUAUUUACGACGUUCCUCCACCCGCUCUUCACUCAGGGGCGGGGUCUCAGAGGGACGUGUACGACAUCCCUCGGGGUAUGCAGUCCUCCCAGCACAGAACCUCCCCGGCAGACAGAGACGGCAGCAAAGGCAUCUAUGACAUCCCCGCUCAGGACGCCCGCGCUGUCGCAGACGUGACAGACGGCGUGAACCGUCUGUCGUUCUCCAGCACUGGCAGCACACGCAGCAGCAUGUCCACAUCCUCGUCUUCCACUGGGUCCAGCUCAGAGGGACGACUCGCUCUGGAUUUAGACACAGCUGUGCAAAGACUGCACCGCCUGCAACACUGUGUGGACGCCGCGGUUGGGGCUUUACAUUCAAUGGCAGCUUCCCCUCAUUGGAGGACUUUCCCCUUCAUGGAGCGUCACGCUAACGACGUCCGCACGGUGCUGGACAGGGUGCGUGCUGCUCUUGGGGACUUUGUCGUGUUUGGCAGAGGGGCUGCAGCAAACGCCACCGCUCUGUCAGACUCCAGCCUGCACAGCAAACUCAGAAGACAGCUGGGACGCCUGGAGGACUCGCAGCAGAUCCUCCUGCAGAUCUACCAAGUCCUGGAGAACUGCAGCUGGGCCCUGAACGCCUUAGCAUCAUCUGGGAGGCAGCACAACAAGAGCGACGACCUGGAUCGCUUCGUCAUGGUCUCCAGGACGGUCCCUGAUGACGCCAAGCAGCUGGCGUCCACAAUAGCCUGCAACGCGGAGCUGCUCUUCAGGCGGACGCACAUGGACGGGUCUUUCUCCAUCGGGAGCUCACCUGACGAGAACAUGAUCCACCCGCUCACCUCCCCCUCCUCGGAUAACGACAACUACGGAGGACAGACCAAGCCGUUCCCUGUGUCCUCCAGUCAGGACAAAGACAACAUGAACAACAGCGAGAAGUGCGUGAAGAGCUGGAUGGAGGACUAUGAUUACGUUCAUUUGCAGGUAAAUAGAAAGAAUGAGGAAAGUCUCAUGGGGCGCUCACACCAGGCAUGAGUAAAAUCCUCUACUCGCUUAAUUCGCUCGAAAAGGUAUAUAAUUCAGGGCAUCCACACACCGACAUGAUCGGUCUUUCCUCCAUUUUAGAUGCCAGUGAACAACCGUCCAUUUUCAUACGUCACCUGGCAACCUUUGUGCUGAUUAGUUAUCGUGACAUUUUAGCUCACGCCCAAUUCGCAUCAUUCGCGCUGCCAGAGUAGUAUGAGCGUGUAAUCGCGUCUUUGCAUUGACUUAACAUGUAAUUCAUUCGCGCGAAUGAUUUUACUCGCGCUUGGUGUGUGGAGACGAUCGGAGAACUUUGCACCAGAAUCCAAUUCAAUAAUAAUUAACGAUUAAACACUGUCGUUUCUAACUCCUUCUCCUCCUCUUCCUCCACAGGGCAAAGACGACUUUGAGCGUCAGCAGAAGGAGCUCCUGGACAAAGAAAACAUCAUCAAGCAGAAUCAAGUCCAGCUGGGACAAGAACAGGUGAGACUCUCUCUCUUUCAGUCUAACUCCCGUGUUGUUGUUGCCUAAAGAAGCUGCUGGAAUUGUUUCCUCUGUAGGACCGUCAAUCAUGAAUAUUAAUACAUAUUCAUACUAUUCUAUUAGAUGCACACAGCUGGUGGCAUUUGGUGAAUAAUAGAUGCAGAGAGUUAGCGUGACAAAGGCUACACAGAGGGAGUCGAACAUUGGGAGCCUUUCUCUGCAAACAGAUGGUGUCUUGUGGAUUCACAUACAGUGUGGAAACUCAUUUUUGAAGCUAUAAUGUGUAAACGUUUGUGAUUUUUCUGGGAAAUAACUGCAACAGCUGAUUAAUAAUCAAAAUAUCUACAGAUCCAUAUCUCAGUGUAAUUUCUGUUGUUGAGGAUCAUAACAAGCCGGGAUCGUGAAAUGAUCUAAAACUAGGGGUGUCCUGAUACAACUCUUUGACUUCCGAUACGAUACCGAUAAUGUAGCCUUCAGUACUGACCGAUACCGAUUUUCGUCUGAUAUUGGCACAAAAUAGUAGUACACACUGUUGUUGUGAUUUUGUGGGCUCAGUUUGCUGGAUCAGGGUGCUGCUAGCUAGAGGUGCUGGAGCGGAAUCUGGAAUGGACUGCUUGUAUCAGAGUGCUGAUAUCGGAGAUUUUUGAUGCAGGCUGAUAUAAUCCGAUAUUUGUUUUUUUGCCGAUAUCGGACCAAUAUCCGAUAUUAAUAUCAUAUUAUAUCGGCAAACCCCUAAUCUAAACCCUCUUCACUCUUUUCUUCCUUCAUAGAUCAAUCAGUUUAAGAAGCUGGAGCAGGAAGUGAUCAAACCCGUGGAGAACGACAUCACACAGUGGAUUUCGCACUCUGGGAUGACCUCCACUUCCCCUUCAGACUCCUCCUCUUCCUCCUCAUCCCUCUCCCCUUCUACCCACGUCUGCGCCAGAGACCGCCAGCUGCUGGGCUUCUACUCUGAGCAGUGCGAGCAGCACUUCGCCACGCUCCUCAGCGCCGUGGACGCCUUCUUCGGCUGCGUCAGCGCCGGGCAGCCUCCGCGCAUCUUUGUCGCCCACAGCAAGUUCGUCAUCCUCAGCGCGCACAAACUGGUCUUCAUCGGGGACACUCUGUCCAGGCAGGCGACGGCGCCCGAGGUGGCCAACAGGGUGAUGAACUCCAGUAACGUGCUGUGUGACUUGUUAAAAACGGUAGUGGCGGCGACAAAAACGGCAGCGCUGAACUACCCGAACACGGCCGCCAUCCAGGACAUGGUGGACAGAGUCACGGACCUGUCACAUCACGCACAACAGUUCAAAGAGCAGCUGCUGCAGUUGGCCAACUUGUGAUCGUCAACCAUGUUGCUCAGACUCCAUGUGUACAAUACUUCAGCAUAAAUCUAUAUAUUUACAGUACAUUUAUAUAUAUAUAUGGCUCCUCCUCAUCAUCUGUAAGCUCGUCUGGAUGUUGUAAAUAGUCUGUUCUGUAAAUAUUUGCUCUAUUUUUGUUUAGAUUGUUUUAUAUUAUGGUAUGAAUAUACAUGUAGAAGCAGUUUUGGUGUCUGUAGGAUUAUGUAGACGUUUUUCCUAACAUUCCUGUCGCAUAUUAUACAUGAAGCACCUUAUAAAACGAGUCCUGUAAUUUCAUUUUUACCUGUAUAAUGUGGUUGACGUGUCCUACUGCUGGGUGUGACAGUAAAUCUCCAUGUAAAUCAUGUUAAUGUGGAAAUAAGUGUGUGUGUGUGGAGCUCCUCCACAAAGUAAAGGAUUGUUCUUAACCGUG